This is a messenger RNA of Antechinus flavipes (yellow-footed antechinus), 1832 nucleotides long. RefSeq names its product splicing factor U2AF 65 kDa subunit-like. Gene Ontology annotation, cellular component: nucleus; U2AF complex; nuclear speck. The record is from RefSeq and is a predicted model, not a curated record. Gene Ontology annotation, biological process: mRNA processing. Lineage: Eukaryota; Metazoa; Chordata; Mammalia; Dasyuromorphia; Dasyuridae. Gene Ontology annotation, molecular function: pre-mRNA 3'-splice site binding; poly-pyrimidine tract binding. Bases 417 to 1832 code for a protein of 471 amino acids. The transcript has 2 exons.
UCUCUGUAUUCCUCAGAAUGUCUAACAUAAUGCUAAGCACAGAAUAGGAUUAGAGUAAAUGAGUGUGCCUUUUACAAACCGUUCAAGAGCCCUAAAGUCCAGCUUCUUAAAUUGUGGUUUGAUACCUGAAUGUGGGCAUCAUGAAAUUCCGAUAUAUUAUCAGCAACUGUUUCUUUUUUUUAAAAUACAUAUUUUCUAUACCUAGAUACAUGAGGUCAUGUGAACAGGAGUCACGAGGGAAACUUUCAAAAGUCCUGCUCUAAGAUUUCAGCUGGUCAAGUUUAUUUAAAUUUACAUGGAGAAAACAGGGAGAGGAGGGGCCGGAAACAAGAGGGGCCGGUACCGGAAGUGGGUGAGGCAAGCCAGGCUUGAGAAAAAGGCGGGCAAACACGAGCCGCUCCUGACUGCCCCUCAGGAUGUCUGAGUUCGAUGAGUUCGAGCAGCAGCUCAAAGAGAAUAAGCAGGAACGAGAAAAAGAGAACCAUCAUCAUAAACGCAGCCCCAGUCCAAGCCACAGCCAAGAGUGGAAACCUCGAGGUCGCAGCCGAGAAAAAAAGCAUCGGAGUCACAGCCACAACCGAGCGCGGCAAAGUGGUUCUGGGGAGAGGAGACGGCACCGCAAACAUUCGACCAAAGGUGCUAAAGAUGAACAUGGCAAAAAAAUUCGGUCCUCUCACCAUGAGAAGAGAAAGAAGACCCGCAAAUACUGGGAUGUCGCGCCACCAGGCUUUGAGCACAUCACCCCCAUGCAAUACAAAGCAAUGCAAGCCGCUGGUCACAUUCCGUCCACUUUAGCCCAUUCAACCAUGACCCCUGAUGGCCGGGCCAUGAUGUCCGCUGCGCCCACGUCGGGGAACCAGAUGAGCCGGCAGGCCCGCCGCCUCUACGUCGGCAACAUUCCUUUCGGUAUCACAGAGGAAGCUAUGAUAGAGUUCUUCAAUGCCCAGAUGUGCAUCAGAGGACUUGCCCAGCCCUCCAGUAGGCCGGUCAUGGCUGCCCAGAUUAACCAGGAAAAGAGCUUUGCCUUCCUAGAGUUCCGAGCAGUGGAUGAGACAACCCAGGCCUUGGCCUUUGAUGGCAUCAUCUUCCAGGGUCAAGCCCUCAAGAUUCGAAGGCUCCACGACUACCAGCCUCCGGGAUACAGAAAUCUCUCCGGUUCUGGAGCCGUGUCCUCUGUGGUCCCCAAUUCUGCUCACAAGCUGUUCAUUGGGGGAAUCCCCAGUUAUCUGAAUGAUGAUCAGGUGAAAGAGCUUCUGAACUCAUUUGGGGCCCUCAGAGCCUUUAACCUAGUCAAGGAUGGUGCCACAGGUCUCUCCAGGGGCUACGCCUUCUGUGAGUACACAGACAUCAGGGUCACUGACCAGGCCAUCUCCGGGCUGAAUGGGAUGGAACUAGGGGAUAAAAAGCUCCUGGUACAGAGGGCUAGUGUGGGAGCCAAGAACUCCAUGUUGAGUACCUUAAACCAGACACCGGUGACCCUGCAAGUCCCGGGCCUGGUGAGCUCGCAGGUGCAGAAGGGUAGCCUGCCUACAGAGGUCCUGUGCCUCAUGAACAUGCUGCUUCCUGAGGAGCUUCGGGAUGAUGACGAGUAUGAGGACAUCUUGGAGGAUGUCCGGGAUGAAUGCAGCAAGUACGGGGUGGUCAAGUCCAUCGAGAUCCCCCGGCCCACAGAUGGUGUGGAGGUCCCUGGCUGUGGCAAGAUCUUCGUGGAGUUCGUGUCGACUUUUGACUGUCAGAAGGCAAUGCAGGGCUUGACUGGUCGGAAGUUCUCCAACAGAGUGGUCGUCACCAAGUACUGCGAUCCAGACUCCUUCCGCCGCCGAGACUUCUAG